Molecule: messenger RNA, 2004 nt
Organism: Trichoderma atroviride IMI 206040
Lineage: Eukaryota; Fungi; Ascomycota; Sordariomycetes; Hypocreales; Hypocreaceae
Biological process (GO): ubiquitin-dependent protein catabolic process
Cellular component (GO): nucleus
Molecular function (GO): ubiquitin binding; ubiquitin protein ligase binding
Source: RefSeq, a predicted model, not a curated record
AUGUUGAUCAGACUUCGUGGGCCGGAUGGCAUGAUCCGCAUGACGUUAGACCCAACAACAACAUUUGGCGACUUGGGACAGCAGCUGCUUGCUCAACUACCUUCGACCAUUGACCCAAAAACAAUCGUCCUGUCAAACUCCCCGACCGGUCGUGAUGCGAAGAGGCUAGGUGAUAUUGUUCAGUUUCAGAUCGGUCAGAUCGGCCUCAAGCAUGGCGAUCUGAUAUUCCUCAGCUACCAACACGAGACUGAAAAUGAUACCAACGGCGAGAUUCCCGCCCCCGUGACUUCUGCCAGACUCAACGGCAAGCCUGUUCUGCCCACAGAGGACUUCCCCAUCGACCCCAAGCCCGAAAGAAUCUCGAAGCCCUGGGAGACCGUAAAGCAGUCGGCCUUGGACGACCGGUUGGAUAAGCUGGAUGGUAAGAUUCCUCGAGGUCGAGAUCGGAUGUGUCGACACGGACCCAAAGGCAUGUGCGAUUAUUGCCAGCCCUUGGACCCCUUCAACCCAGGCUAUCUGGCAGACAAUGGAAUCAAAUACCCUUCUUUCCACGCUCAUCUACGCAAGAUAAACUCCGCGACGAACAAACCAGAAUCCGGAACGUCAUAUAUACCUCCUCUCGUGGAGCCAUAUUUCCGAGUCAAGAGAGACUGCCCAUCCGGCCAUCCGGCUUGGCCAGAAGGCAUUUGCACAAAGUGCCAACCGAGUGCAAUUACUCUCAAUCCUCAGACAUUCCGCAUGGUGGACCAUGUCGAAUUUUCUAGCCCUUCCAUAAUUGACGGAUUCAUUGAUACCUGGCGGAAGACUGGCUCGCAACGACUUGGCUAUCUUUAUGGCCGAUAUGCAGAGUACACCAAAGUCCCACUUGGAGUGAAGGCUGUCGUGGAGGCUAUUUAUGAACCGCCGCAGGUCGAUGAGAUUGAUGGAAUCAGCAUGAAAGCCUGGGAGAACCAGAAAGAAAUUGAUCAUAUUGCUAAGCUCUGUGGAUUGGAACCUGUAGGUGCCAUCUGGACAGACUUACUCGAUUCAGGACAUGGCGACGGAUCCGUUGUUUGCAAACGCCACCUCGAUUCAUACUUUUUGUCAUCUCUUGAGAUCUGCUUUUCAUCUAGGCUGCAGGCGCAAUACCCCAAGCCCUCAAAGUGGAGUGAUUCUGGCCAGUUCGGCUCCAAUUUUGUCACUUGUGUCAUCACAGGCGAUGAAGAAGGAAACAUUGCCAUCUCAGCAUAUCAGAUGUCCAAUGACGCUGUCGAAAUGGUGCGAGCUGAUAUAGUUGAGCCGUCAGCAGACCCCAACUCUAUGCUUGUUCGCGAAGAAGAGGAAGAUGACGGCUCGCUCAGUCGGACGAGAUACAUUCCCGAAGUGUUUUACAGCAAGGUGAACGAAUACGGGGCAAAAGUACAGCAGAACGCCAAGCCAGCGUUCCCUGUUGAAUAUCUCUUUGUGACUCUAACACACGGCUUCCCGGACGAGUCCAAGCCCACAUUUACGCAGACAGGAUUCCCCAUCGAGAACCGCGAAUACAUUGGCGAGAGUCAAGAGCAUUCGGCCCUGGCACGAGCGUUGAACUUGCGAUCUGGCCAGAAAGCCAGUGACAACGGCCAAGAAGUAUCAAACUUUCACAUUCUCUGCUUCAUCCACACACUCGGAGUUCUUUCAAAGGAUGAGGAAGCUCUUCUCUGCCGCGUUGCCACCCAGCAUGAUCUUGCCGACUCAUUCCAGCUCCGCUCUACGCAAGGUUGGCAGACACUACAGGCCAUCCUGAAAUCGACUGGUGAGCGAAUCCCCAAGCGUUUACGGGAGCACGAUGAAGUUCCGCUGGCGACCGCGUCUUCUUCGCUUUCUUCAUCUUCUUCUUCAUCUUCUUUGCACUCCAAGGCCCCUUCUGUUGUUAGUGAGCCGGGUGAGCCACUUGCUAAACGGUUUGCUGCCUUCAGGCUGAAUGAACGUCGUGCCGCAACUCCAAGCAAUCUUUCGCCACCACCGCCGCCGCCUCCUCCUUGA